AUGGACAACACUAGCUCUGCUAUGAAUCUCGAGCAGAUCGACCAGGAGAUCACUCUCCAUCUACAAAAAAUAGACUCGGAUCUCGCAUACUGCUUCACGAAGAUCACCAAGGACAUAAUACCAUAUGUGACGCAGUACGGCCAGACAUGCGAGGAGAUAUCGUACUCGUGUGCGUGGCUGAAGGAGAUGUUCCAGCAGAGUGCCAACGUGCAGCUUGUGACUGAUCAAGGUGCGGAAUCUGCGGGACAGGUUCUGGAGCCUCGCGCAUCGCUGUUCCCAGAGGUGGACAACAAGCCGGACAACAAGGCGAACAACAAGGUGGAUCAUCAGAUGGAUAACAAUAACAACAACAAUAACAACAAUAAUACCACGAUGGACGGUUUCCAUACUGCUGAACACCCAUUGGGGAUGGGGAUGGGUAUGGGCUCGGAUACCGACGAAAUGACCCAGGACAGCACAAUGGAGAAACAGCGCAAGAAACGUAAGAUAUCGCUGCAGAUCCAACAGCAGUUCAACUCGUCGUCAUCGUCAUCGUCAUCGUCGACCAACUCUACGCUACACAAGGACUUCCAGGAGAACAGCUCGCCUAUCAAGAUGAACCCCGUCGAUAAGGGGACCGAAACCAACAACACGCUGGGGAAAGAAGGCAACCAGCCGGGGCCUCAGCCAGCGGACGGCCAGCCAACCGUGAUUCACUUCAAUAGCAACAACACCAGACGGUAG
Messenger RNA from Kluyveromyces marxianus DMKU3-1042, 723 nucleotides. RefSeq names its product Ask1p (gene ASK1). Gene Ontology annotation, cellular component: mitotic spindle; DASH complex; mitotic spindle pole body. Lineage: Eukaryota; Fungi; Ascomycota; Saccharomycetes; Saccharomycetales; Saccharomycetaceae. Bases 1 to 723 code for a protein of 240 amino acids. The record is from RefSeq and is a predicted model, not a curated record. Gene Ontology annotation, biological process: attachment of spindle microtubules to kinetochore. The transcript has a single exon.